AAGCAAUUAAUUUCUUUGUGAGUGGAAAAAUAAAGUAUGCUGUAUUCUCAAUGCUACUUUUUUCUGCGGCCAGUGGAGGAAUUGAGCGAGAAUAUACAGUAUUGGGAACCAAGUGCUUCAGCCCUUACUCCAAGUUGGUGACCUAGUCCACGGGAUAAAAGAGCAGCCUGAACCACAGAGGCUUUGCAGCAGUACUGCGACUGCCCCGCGUCGUACUUCAGCUCCAACACGCGCUGGGUCCUCAGAUUUUAUCGUCGUCGAUCGGUCGAUUAUGCGUGCACAUAAUAUGUGAAUGCUGUGUAUGUCGAGACUUACACCGAGAAUUCCAUAUGCCUCAGUGCCUCGUUGACACGCUCUUUGCCCCGAAUGGCUUUGCAUGGAAUGCCGAUGUGUGAACGGAUGCCGCGUUCGCGCUUCAUGGCCGACGUGCAACGCGGAGUCGUUUGAAGUCCGUGAACCGGUGCGAGGAGAGCGGUGCGUCGGCGGAGGAACCGCGAGUUCUGCGGUUCGCGGUCCGGGAACUAGGCGGGAUUCCGCAGAAUGAGCGCCAAAAAUUGGUCCAAAAUCGCUGGGCUCACGUUUGCGUUUGUGGCCGUGUUGCUGGUGGGCUCGGGGGUUUUCAUGGUCCUCGAGACGACCAUCACGCGGAGGAAUCACACUCUGGAAACCGAGGAGUGGAGGAAUUUCACUGGAAGCGUGAAACUAGCCGUCAAGUCAGACAAAGUGAACCUGACUCAAACGCCAGCUUGGGAUGCUUUUGGUCGCAACUGCAAAUCCGCGGAUCAGCUAAAAGAUUACUUCGCCAAUUGGACGACGUGGAAACAUGAUCCAGAAGGUUUGUUGCAUCAGGUCAUGAUGCAGUGUGAAAAUGCCACGCAUAUUAUUAUUGAGGUAGACGAAGUUUCCGCUUGGGAUUUGUUGGACGCCGUUUUCUUCUCCAUGACAGUGGUGACAACCAUCGGCUACGGGCACCGGGCGCCGAAAAGCGACGCGGGUCGGCUGUUUUGUAUAGUGUAUGCCCUGAUCGGGAUCCCCGUCACGGGCCUGCUGUUGGCAGCCUUGGCAGACACUUUUUCACUCGGUCUCAUGUACGUAUACGACCGGGGAUUCACGUUCUGGAAAGAGCGCGUGGAGCCUGACAUCAUGGGCGAAGAUGUGCCAGACGAGCCCAGCGAGACUGAGAUGAAGCGCCACAAACUGAUGUUCGCUGCCGUGGUUUACAUCUGUAUCGGCUUCUCGGUACUCAUGUUCCUGCCGGCGCUGUUGUUCUCGCUCAUCGAGGGCUGGUCCUAUGGAGACUCUUUGUAUUUCACUUUUGUCACGCUCUCCACCAUCGGCUUCGGGGACCUCGUUCCAGGAGAACACGUGACGAAUAAAAACGUGGAUGCGCUUUACAAAAUCGUGAUGACGAUGUGGGUCGUGAUCGGACUCGCGUACUGGGCGACGGUUUUCUCCUUCAUCACCAAGGCGUUGCGCCGAAUCCGCCUGAAAGCAGUGAACGUGCAAGCGCGGAUAGCAUUGCAGCAACUGGGCUUCGUUCAGCGCGAACGCGACCCAGUUUUUGUGUCUGAAAACUCCAAAAUGACCAUUGACCUGAUGAUCAAGAUGGCCCACGCCAUGGCAGCCACUGGGCGCCUGGACGAGGCCGAGGAAACGAGUUUGCGCUCCGGCCUGGAACGCGCCGCUUCUCAUCGCAUCCGAUCAACUGACCUUGUCAACAGUCACGAUGCCUUGAACAUGAGUACAGAAUACAUCGGAGGAGACGAUAGAUUCUGCUCAUUUUUUCAAUUAACAGCUUGCCACUGUAAACGCUCCGAAAUAAAUCAGGACUCCAGCGCUAUCGUGCUCCUCACUGAAACGGCAGUUCUCGCUGUCAAGUGCGGGACAACUCCCACUGCGGCAACUGUCACAGGAGGAACUCGCAAAAGAACAACUGAUCGAAGGCGACGACUCAACAAAAUGCCACCUUAGCAGACGUGACGGC
Molecule: messenger RNA, 1984 nt
Organism: Notodromas monacha
Lineage: Eukaryota; Metazoa; Arthropoda; Ostracoda; Podocopida; Cyprididae
Source: the annotation of a GenBank genome assembly